Molecule: messenger RNA, 2142 nt
Organism: Colias croceus (clouded yellow)
Lineage: Eukaryota; Metazoa; Arthropoda; Insecta; Lepidoptera; Pieridae
Product: putative fatty acyl-CoA reductase CG5065
Exons: 14
Coding region: 135-1700 (521 amino acids)
Biological process (GO): long-chain fatty-acyl-CoA metabolic process
Cellular component (GO): peroxisome
Molecular function (GO): alcohol-forming very long-chain fatty acyl-CoA reductase (NADP+) activity
Source: RefSeq, a predicted model, not a curated record
UUUUGUAAUGUGUGUUGCUUCGUAGCUUCAAAACGGAUAGACUGUUUUUCGUGUUGUGUUUAUUUAUUAUCAAACUAGGUUUCUACUUGGUUGUCGUCACAUAACGAUGUAACUUAAACAAUAUUUUGUGAGCCAUGUCAUCCGAAGGUUUGACAGCGAUGGAGGUGGACUCUCUACCAGACAGGAUAGCUGAGACCUUCGCAAACACAACCGUCUUCAUCACUGGAGGGACUGGCUUCAUGGGCAAGGUGCUUGUGGAAAAACUGUUGAGGAAAUGCCCGGAUAUCCGCAAGAUAAUAUUAUUUAUUCGGCCCAAAAAGGGAAAAACACCAAAACAAAGACUCGAAGAACUUCUAAGCGAUGCUUUAUUCGAGAAAGUUCGCAACCUCCGCGGUGGUGUGGAACCACUUCUGCAGAAGAUGCAGCUCGUUUCUGGUGACGUCAUCGAGCCUGACCUGGGGCUCUCUGAUGAAGACAGGAACAUCAUCAUUGAUGAAGUGGAUAUUAUAGUACAUGCUGCUGCUACCGUCAGAUUUGACGAAGAACUGAAGAAAGCAGUGCUCCUAAAUGUUCGUGGAACCAAAUUAAUAUUGGAAUUGGCGAGACAAUGCAAACAUUUAAAACUGCACUUCCACAUAUCGACCGCAUACUGCCACCUGCACGAGAAGCUGCUCGAGGAGCGGCCGUACCCGCCCCCCGCCGACCCGCACAAGAUCAUACAGGCCGUCGAGUGGAUGGACGAAGAGACCAUCGCUGUUAUAACGCCCAAAUUACUAAGCAAGUUACCAAACUCUUACGCCUUUACGAAGGCGCUAGGAGAAGCGCUCGCCGUGGAAGCCAUGAAAGACAUUCCUCUUGUAAUCUUGAGACCGUCUAUUGUGAUUCCAAUAUGGCAAGAGCCUGUCCCUGGUUGGACUGACAACAUCAACGGACCUACAGGACUUCUUAUUGGUGCCGGCAAGGGUGUGAUCCGAACAAUGUACUGUAAAGGUAACAGUUACGCAGAUUACCUUCCUGUAGAUGUUUUUAUCAACGGCAUUAUGAUAAUGGCUUGGAAUUAUAUAACAAAUGGCGACAAAGAAUCAAAUGUGAUCAACUUCACAUCAUCAGCUGAGAUCAAAGUGACGUGGAUCGAAAUGAUAGACGCUGGCAGAGAGAUCAUUAUGAACAGAGUACCUCUAAACGGAGUUGUUUGGUACCCAGGAGGUUCCAUGAAGCAUUCUCGUUUAUACCACAACAUCUGUGCGUUCUUCUUCCACUGGGUGCCCGCCAUUUUGGUUGAUAUUCUUCUCUUCUGUCUUGGAUAUAAGCCUGUGCUAACCCGCGUCCACAAGCGUAUCAGCAAGGGCUUCGACGUUUUCGAGUAUUACACAAACAACCAAUGGGACUUCAAGAGCGACAUCGCGCAGCGCGUGCGCGAGCGGCUCAACGUGCGCGAGCGCCGCGACUACAAGGUGGACGCCGUGGGUUUAGACAUAUCAAAAUAUUUUGAAGACUGUAUCCGCGCCGCGCGAGUUUUCAUACUCAAAGAGUAUGAUGAUACAUUGCCUGCCGCCCGAAGACACAUGAAAAUAAUGUGGUUCGUCGAUCUAGUAGUCCGCUGUUUAUUCUGGGGGCUCAUUUUCUACUGGCUCAGCGGCUGGACGACCUCCCUCUUCUCGAGUGGGUCGAGUGACGUCACACACACAAUGAUAGAAUAGACUGUUUUUAUAUAAAUGUAUAGAAAUAAAUAAUGUACUUAUAAGUGACUAGAUGUGUGUACUGGCUUUGCCUGAGUUUAUCCUGAUUAUAGCUAAUGCCCUAUGUUACCGUUAAUAUAGUUUUUUAAAGACUUUUUGAAAAUAUCGAUUAUAUAUAUAUAUAUAAAUUUUAUUUAUAUUGAAACAAACAAUAAAGUAAAAUUUUUGUUACAAGAAUUAAAAUUAAACCAUUGCUCUAUAUAACAUAUUAGUAGUAUUUUUAUUAAAAAAAUGUUUCGAUAUAAGAAAUAAUAUGACAAAUAAAAUAAACAACAGGGUAUAAUGAGACAAGAGAAGGCCUUUGUCUUUAUGGUAUAUAAAAUGUAUACUAAGUUGUAUAAUAUAGCUGUAUUUAAGUCGAUUUUGUAUAAUUUUGUAAAAAAAUAAACAAUAUUCGAAAAUA